ACACAUACAAAAAUUGACGUGCGUUAGAAAAAAAAAACAAACACAACUGAGCAGCUGAGUUACUUUAAAUUCAAUAAACAAAACGGCUGCAGUUUAUUUAUACUUUGCUCUUCGCUCAGAUUGUGAAAAAUCAAAUCAGCAGCACCUUGUCGCAAAUAAUCGAGUGUGCUUUUUGAAAGACAGAAGCGCGUUUAACGAGAACAAAAAAGGACUCGAAGCGAAUUUGCGUAUUAACGCAAAAUAACAACAAACGAGAACGGGGCAAAGGGGCCACGCUCUGAAGCUCUUGGAGAGGGGACGAAGGAGCACUACAACAACAACAACAACAACAACAACAUACACACACACACAAUGGUUGAGCCUAUUUUUGAUUAUCAAUUUCGCUUAAUACUCAUCGGCGACAGCACCGUGGGCAAAAGUUCGCUGCUGAAAUUCUUUACAGAUGGAAAAUUUGCGGAGCUAUCUGAUCCCACAGUGGGCGUUGACUUUUUCGCCCGCCUCAUCGAAAUGAAGGACGGCAAACAGAUCAAACUGCAGCUGUGGGACACGGCCGGACAGGAGCGUUUCCGUUCAAUAACAAAGUCCUACUAUCGCAAUUCGGUUGGCGUGCUGCUCGUCUAUGAUAUAUCGAAUCAUGCCAGCUUCGAGCAUAUACCCCUCUGGAUGAUGGAGGCGCAGCGUCACAUCGAGCCGCAUCGGCCGGUGUUCGCAUUGGUCGGCUGUAAGCUGGAUCUGGUGAAUGCGGGCGGGCAUCGUGAGGUGUCCACCGAGGAGGCGCAAACAUUUGCCAAACAGCAUGGCCUGCAUUUUGUGGAGACAUCGGCGCGCACCGGCGCCAACGUUGAGGAGGCUUUCCGCAUGGUCACACAGGAGGUCUAUGCCCGUAUACGUUCCGGCGAAUACAAGGCCGAGGAUGGCUGGGAUGGCAUCAAGUCGGGCUUUGCGCGGCCCAAUAGUCUGGACUUUAAUCUGGUUAUGGCUGAGCCCGAGAAAUCCUCCUGCUGUUGAUUAAAUUAAACCGAAUGCGAGUGUUUAAUUUGAUUUGUUUUGUUUCCAAUUUUCCAGACAUAUACAUUAUAUGUGUAUAUACAUAUAUUUUUUAUUUAAUUUUUUUUUUUUUUUUUUUUUUGUAAUCGGAAUUUUAAUUGAUCGUGCACCAAGUUGAUCUUUGACCUCAUAUAAAGUGCAUUGAUUGGCGAUUUGUAACAUUUUUUUGUUGACUCGUUUUUAAUAACGCACCAAAAAUAACUAAAGUAAUAGAAAUCAAAAUAAGGAAGUGCAAGCGUAUUGCGGUUACUUUUAGUUUCGUUCUUAAGUUAAUCCAAAUAUUGCAUCGUUGACGAUGACCAUUCGGCCGAUUAGAUGACUCAUUUAAGUACAAUAUGUUAUUUGCCUUUAAUUCGAAACCAAACAAAUUCUUACCGAAAGCGAAAUAACAGCCAAGCGUCAUUCACAAAACUCUUUUUCUGAUUAAAAACUUUUUCAGCUUUAUACGUAGCAGAGAUUUGUGCUCUACUAAUUAACUUAUACAAGAAAUACUUAUAUAUAUAGAUAUAUAUAUAUAUAUAGAUAUACAUAUAUAAAAAGCAAGGUUGCAUAUACUUGAACUUGAAAUAUAAACGUUUUUAUUGAUUAA
Drosophila virilis is the source of this 1636-nucleotide messenger RNA. RefSeq names its product RAS oncogene family member Rab39 (gene Rab39). Gene Ontology annotation, cellular component: Golgi apparatus. The record is from RefSeq and is a predicted model, not a curated record. Gene Ontology annotation, molecular function: GTP binding; GTPase activity. Gene Ontology annotation, biological process: vesicle-mediated transport; Rab protein signal transduction. Lineage: Eukaryota; Metazoa; Arthropoda; Insecta; Diptera; Drosophilidae.